AGCAGAUGAGGAGGACACUGCAGUCCCCUACAGACGGCUCCCAAGUUCGAUACAAUGUUUCUGAAUUGCACAUUUGUUUAAUGUCCUUGCAGCAUCUACUUUUUGAGCAUUUAACUAUUCUGUUUACUUAUUAUAUACAUACAGGGGCAUAGAUAGAAAUUCUGCCCGCCUGUUUGAGGUAUAUAAAGAUAUCUGCAAUUUCUGCAAUCAGUGCAUGACCUUUUGGAGGAACUGAGGCUUGUGCACAGCUCCUGUAGACGUGAACACGUUUUCUUUUCUUUUUUUCUCCAGAAUUUUUCUAAUUUGCUUACAUUUGUUUAUACGUGCUGUUGAUCGAAAGCAAGUAACUAAACAUAGACGAUGUCAGCCAGGAUUGUGUUUACACGCUUUAAGUCCAGGAUUAAUUUUUCUAAGCAUGCAGUAGUUUUGCGGGGAUUCUGGAAAUCUGGAGGUCUGUCAUAUCAGGUGUGUCGCACCCUACAUGUGGACACCCCCCCCUGCAUACCCACGGUCACCACCAGCUACGUGCAUGGCACCUCCACCAUCUCCCUCCUCUCCUGCACCGUGCCCCAGGCCCUGCAGGCCACAGUGGACCGCUGGCCGGAUCGCGAAGCCGUGGUGUUCAUGAAGGAUGGCAUCCGGAAGACCUUCGCACAGUUCCAGCAGGACGUGGACCAGGCAGCUGCUGGCCUACUGGCUCUGGGGCUGAAGAGGGGUGACAAGCUCGGCAUGUGGGGGCCGAACAUUUACGAGUGGAUCUUGUUUCAAUUUGCCACAGCGAAGGCUGGAAUCGUGCUGGUGUCUGUGAACCCAGCCUAUCAGCUGCAGGAGGUGGAGUUUGCGCUGAGGAAGGUACAGUGCAACGCAGUGGUGUGCCCGACCCAGUUCAAGACCCAGAAGUACUACGAGAUGCUGAAGAAGAUCUGCCCGGAGAUGGAGACGGCCAGGCAAGGAAUCUUCAAGAGUGCCAGGCUGCCGGACAUGCGUAUGGUGGUGCUGACUGACAGCCGCCAGCCGGGGGCGCUCCACAUGGACGACGUCUUUCAGGCAGGGGGCAGUGAGGAGCUGAAGGAGCUGGAGUCCCUGCAGAAGAAGCUGUCCUGCGACGAUCCCAUCAACAUCCAGUUCACAUCGGGAACAACCGGGAAUCCCAAAGGUGCCACUUUGUCUCACCACAACAUUAUCAACAACUCCUACUUCAUUGGCCGACGCUUGGGGUUUGACUGGCGGCCUCAGGUCAGAGUGUGUGUGCCGGUGCCCCUGUACCACACCUUCGGUGCCGUCGGCGGAGGCAUGUGCAUGGCGGUGCAUGGGGUGACACUUGUCUUCCCGUCACCUGGGUACGAUGGACGCGCCAACCUGGAGGCCAUUGAGAAGGAGAGUGUGUGCACAGAUGGUGACGUAUCACUCCUCAUUGUGUGUGUCUGUCAGAUUGCCUACGGCACCACGGAGAACAGCCCUGUGACAUUCCUCAGCUUUCCCCGGGAUAACCUAGAGCUGAAGACCAAGACCGUCGGCUGUGUCAUGCCCCAUGUGGAGGCCAAAAUCAUAAACCCCGUGUCUGGGGAGGUCGUACGUCUUGGAGAACCAGGAGAGCUGCUGGUAAGGGGCUAUUGUGUGAUGCUGGAAUACUACAAUGACGAUGCGAAAACGCAGGAGGUCAUCGGGAAGGACCGCUGGUACAGGACCGGGGACAUCGCGAGCAUGGACCAGUUCGGGUACUGCCGCAUCGAGGGCCGCAUGAAGGACAUGAUCAUCCGUGGUGGGGAGAACAUCUACCCAGCUGAAAUCGAGCAGUUUCUGCAUAAACACCCCAAAGUGCAGGAGGCACAGAAGAACAAACUGCGUGCGCAGAUGGAGAAGAAGCUGGAGCUGUAA
This is a messenger RNA of Paramormyrops kingsleyae, 1878 nucleotides long. The record is from RefSeq and is a predicted model, not a curated record. NCBI's taxonomy places the organism in Eukaryota, Metazoa, Chordata, Actinopteri, Osteoglossiformes, Mormyridae.